This is a messenger RNA of Rodentolepis nana, 1395 nucleotides long. NCBI's taxonomy places the organism in Eukaryota, Metazoa, Platyhelminthes, Cestoda, Cyclophyllidea, Hymenolepididae. The record is from the annotation of a GenBank genome assembly.
AUGUAUCUCGUAGUGGCGGUUGUGCCGUAUCAUUAUAUAUAUACAGCGUUCUGUAAACGUCGAUGGGUGAAUUGCAAACUUCUCGAUAUCCUUGAUCAUGAAUUUAAUUUUGAUGAAAUGGAUGUUAUUGUCCAGCGAAUUCUCUCUGGUCAGAUCAGAGUAAAUUGCGAUAAAGUGCCUCUGGACUAUAUUCUAAGGGAUUCGGAUUUGUUGGAGCAUGAUGUUCAUAGACAUGAGCUAGCAAUACUUGACAAACCCAUUGAUGUUGUUUAUCAGGAUGAAAGUGUGCUUGUUGUUAACAAACCACCAUCUAUGCCAAUUCAUCCCUGUGGUCAAUACCAUCAUAAUACCCUUGUCAAAAUUUUACACAAUGAAAAGGGAAUGAAUAAUUUGCGAGUUAUUCACCGAUUAGAUAGAAUGACUUCAGGUCUUGUACUGAUCGCCAAAACUUAUGACGCUGCAAUGAAGAUCUCUCGUCAAAUUAGUGAUCGUGAAGUUGUUAAGUUCUACGUUGCCGAGGUCGAGGGCCACUUCAAAGGAUCAAUAGUUGAAACAGACGGCAUGGAGGAAAAAUCGGGCACUCCUAAACCAGUUAUAGUUGACCAACCACUUGGUCGCCUAUGUGAUAAGAUGGGCCUCAAUGCUGUAAUGGCUGAAAGCGAAGGUGGUAAGCCCUCGAAGACUUCCUUCCUCCCUCUUCUGUUUAAGAAACCACAGAACGCUGACUCUCCUGGAAGUACAAUUGUUCUCGCUCGUCUUUACACUGGACGAACCCAUCAAGUGCGCAUUCAUUUGCAAUACCUUGGUUUCCCUAUUGUGGAUGAUCCCUUGUACAAUUCAUAUGACUGGGGUGAGACAAAGGGUGCUUUUGCUAAGUAUAGAGAACCACGAUCGGAGCUGUUAGCAGUGCUCGCAACGUCGAGGAAUAGAAAUGUAUAUUUGAAAUCAGUUGUAAGUGUGUUCGACUAUUUGUUUCAACCAUUUAUCACCGAGGAACAGAACUGCGCUUCAGAAAACAAAAAGACCCGGGAAGACGGUGACAGGAGCAGUGACGAAAGCACGCAAGACAGUAUUGCCGACGCAAAUGCAAGCACGGACGAUGUUUCGUCACCACCUUCGAAGAAGCGUCGCCUUUCUGGAGUUCGCUAUUACGACGAUUCGACUGUUAACGCGGAAACAUUAGCUCUCUUGGAGGCUGCUUAUGAAUCGGACUGCCCCGAUUGCAACCGUCGUUUCGCCGAUCCCGUGACAUCCAACCUUGUACUGCGCCUCCACGCUUAUCGUUAUUCUAGUGCUGAGUGGUCUUAUUCGGCUCCUCUUCCAGACUGGGCUGUGGAGUCGGUAACGUCUGAAGAACUUGAAGCGCAAAUUAACAAACUUCUUCCCCUUUUGUAA